This is a messenger RNA of Varanus komodoensis (Komodo dragon), 1162 nucleotides long. RefSeq names its product folate receptor alpha-like. Gene Ontology annotation, cellular component: external side of plasma membrane. Gene Ontology annotation, molecular function: signaling receptor activity. The record is from RefSeq and is a predicted model, not a curated record. The transcript has 5 exons. Lineage: Eukaryota; Metazoa; Chordata; Lepidosauria; Squamata; Varanidae. The coding region runs from base 127 to 867 and encodes 246 amino acids.
GGACCUAUAAAAAGCCGUGGUUGCCACAGAGGGGACUCGCUCGCUGCUCCCGACGUGGGCAGUCGGCGAUGCUGACAAGCUGGGCAAGGACUUCUCCCCGCAGAACCGCAGCACGAAUCAAAGGAGAUGGCUGGACGCCGGACGCUGGUGGGGCUGCUGCUGGCCUUGGCGGCCGUGGCUGCCAAGGAGUCCAAGCUGAACGUCUGCAUGGAUGCCAAGCAUCACAAGAUACAGCCUGGGCCGGAGGACAACCUGCACCAACAGUGCACCCCAUGGAAGACCAAUGCCUGCUGCACCGCCAACACCAGCCACGCGGCCCACCAGGACGUGUCCUACCUGUACAACUUCAACUGGAACCACUGCGGCACCAUGUCGGAGAAGUGCAAGCGCCACUUCAUCCAGGACACCUGCCUGUACGAAUGCUCGCCCAACCUGGGGCCGUGGAUCAAGAAGGUGGACCAGAGCUGGCGCAAGGAGAGGAUCUUGUAUGUGCCGCUGUGCAUCGAGGACUGCGAGGCCUGGUGGGCGGACUGCCAGGACGACAUGACCUGCAAGUCGAACUGGCACAAGGGCUGGGACUGGAGCUCAGGCCAGAACCGGUGCCCCAAAGGCUCCACGUGCCAGUCCAUGAAGCGGGUCUUCCCGACGCCCAAGGACCUGUGCGAGAAGAUCUGGAGCAACUCCUACAAACACACCACGCUGACCAAGGACAGCGGGCGCUGCAUCCAGAUGUGGUUCGACGCCAGGCGAGGCAACCCCAACGACCGGGUGGCGCGCUACUACGCCGGGGGUGGGGGCCCCUCUGCCGCCUCCCCGUCGCCCCUGCUGCCGGCCCUGCUGCUGCCUGCACUCCUGCUCCGGCCGUGAGCGUCGCAUGGCUGGGCUGGCUUUCUGCUGCUGAGACUUUGACCUUGCAAUGCUGCUGCCAAAGUUUUUACCACAGGUUUUCUGCCCCCUCCGUCAUGGGGGGGAACGCCCUAGUUUUCAGAGAUGAGCCCUAGCUGGUUGCUGCGUGGGGACCCCUCCCUCCAGCACUCAACUCACUGCGGGGGGUCCCCACUCUGACCCCUUCUUUUCCGCCACUGUCAAACUCUGCUGGGCGGGGGGGGGCGUGAUGGGGGGAGCGGCUGGUCCUCUGUGCCACAUAAUGGAUGAAAGAAUA